This is a messenger RNA of Blastocystis hominis, 1328 nucleotides long. Its product is annotated as Succinyl-CoA Synthetase subunit ? (SCS?). The coding region runs from base 1 to 1302 and encodes 433 amino acids. The record is from RefSeq and is a predicted model, not a curated record. Gene Ontology annotation, molecular function: ATP binding; succinate-CoA ligase (ADP-forming) activity. Lineage: Eukaryota; Bigyra; Opalinata; Blastocystidae. Gene Ontology annotation, cellular component: mitochondrion; succinate-CoA ligase complex. The transcript is spliced from 5 exons. Gene Ontology annotation, biological process: succinyl-CoA metabolic process; tricarboxylic acid cycle.
AUGUUCACUCGCGGACUUAUUGCUGCGUCGACUAAGACAUACGUCAGCUCUAUGCUGAAAAUGGCUCCUAAAGCCGUGGGAGCUGUGCGAAACCUUAAUAUCCAUGAAUGGCAGAGCAAGCAGCUCAUUCAAAAAUACGGAGGAAGAGCUCAGUCUGGAGAAGUGGCUUAUUCUCCUGAGCGUUCAAAGGACAUUGCUCUGCAGCUGUGGAAUCAGUUCCCUGGUUGUAAAUUUGUGGUAAAGGCUCAGGUUCUUGCCGGAGGUCGUGGAAAGGGCCACUGGGAGAACGGCAUGCAGGGAGGUGUGAAACUCGCCAAGACCCCCGAUGAAGUGUACGCCAUCGCUCAGGAGAUGAUCGGCCACAAGCUGAUCACCAAGCAGACCGGUGCGAAGGGCAUCAACUGCAACAAGGUGAUGGUGUGCGGUGCCGUGAAGAUUCUUAAAGAAUUCUACCUGGCGAUCCUGCUGGACCGCGCGAUGGGCUGCCCCAUGAUCAUCGCGACCUCGCAGGGAGGCAUGGGCAUUGAGGAAGUGGCUCAGAAGUGCCCGGAGUGCCUGUUCAAGAUCCCCAUUUCGGUGAAGAACGGUCCCACCAAGGAGCAGCUGGCCAAGCUGGCGUCCGACCUGGGUCUGCAGGGCGAUCUGGCGAAGGACUGCGCCGCGAACGUGCAGGCGCUGUACAACGUGUUCGACCGCUGCGACUGUACGAUGGUGGAGAUCAACCCGCUGGGCGUGAUCGAGACCCCCACGGACGAGCAGGUGGUCUGCUGCCUGGACGCCAAGCUGCAGUUCGAUAACGACGCGGAGUUCCGCCAGCGCGACAUCUUCGCGAUGCGCGACAAGAGCCAGGAGGACCCGCGCGACGUGCGCGCGUCGAUGGCCGGACUGAACUACAUCGGUCUGGAGGGCAACAUCGGCUGCAUGGUGAACGGAGCCGGUCUGGCCAUGGCCACCAUGGAUACCAUCAACUACUUCGGAGGUAGCGCCGCCAACUUCCUCGAUGUGGGCGGCAACGCCAAGAAGGAGCAGAUCUCCGAGGCGCUGCGCAUUCUGCGCUCGGACGCCCACGUGAAGUCCAUCCUCAUCAACAUCUUCGGAGGAAUCAUGCGAUGCGAUGUGGUCGCCCAGGGUAUCGUGGAGGCUGCCCGCGAGGCCGCGCUCGACAUCCCUCUGGUGGUGCGUCUGGAGGGAACCAACGUGGAGAAGGGAAAGCAGAUCAUCAAGGAGAGCGGACUGAACAUUAUCCCCGCCGACGAUCUCGGCGAUGCGGCCAAGAAGGCGGUGGCUUCUGUGAAGGCCUAAGUGUGUUACCGUAUAUCAAUUGCAUU